Molecule: messenger RNA, 2589 nt
Organism: Nicotiana tabacum (common tobacco)
Lineage: Eukaryota; Viridiplantae; Streptophyta; Magnoliopsida; Solanales; Solanaceae
Source: RefSeq, a predicted model, not a curated record
CUCUUAUUUCCAUAAAGAGUAUUGUUGUCUUAAUACCUCCAUUCUGUGCCCUAAAAAUCCAUUUACUCUACUGGAUCAGAAAUCGGAGCCCGCCAUCUUUAUUCGCAUAUUCUUUUCCCUUAACGUCUCUCCUACUCCUAUCUAGGGUUAGGGGUUUGGUUUCUAAAAUUGCUCCUCCUUUCGUUCAGUUCUUGAUUUUAGUUUCAUUGAAUAUAGGACUUGUAAUUGUGAAGUAAAUUGAGGCGAAUUUGAGAUUCCCGUAGCGAUGGGAGUUCCAGCAUUUUACCGAUGGUUAGCUGAGAAGUAUCAAAUGGUUAUUGUGGAUGUGAUAGAAGAAGAGGCCGUUGUUAUUGAAGGCGUGAAAAUUCCAGUGGAUACGAGUAAACCUAAUCCGAACAAAAUUGAAUAUGAUAAUCUGUACCUUGAUAUGAAUGGUAUCAUCCAUCCAUGUUUUCACCCUGAAGACAGACCUUCUCCAACGACAUUUGAGGAGGUCUUUCAGUGCAUGUUUGACUACAUAGACAGGCUUUUCUCUAUGGUGCGUCCUCGAAAGCUGCUAUAUAUGGCUAUUGAUGGUGUUGCACCUAGGGCAAAAAUGAAUCAGCAGAGAUCUAGACGUUUUAGAGCUGCAAAAGAUGCAGCAGAUGCGGCAGCUGAGGAGGCAAAGCUGCGGGAGGAAUUCGAGAGAGAGGGCAGGAAACUUCCCCCUAAACAAGAAUCACAAGUUUUUGAUUCAAAUGUCAUCACUCCUGGGACUCCAUUCAUGGGCACAUUAUCAAUCGCUCUUCAGUACUACAUUCAUCUUAGACUAAACCAUGAUCCAGGAUGGAAAAACGUUAAGGUUAUACUUUCUGAUGCAAAUGUUCCUGGUGAAGGGGAGCAUAAAAUUAUGUCCUAUAUUCGCCUUCAAAGAAAUCUUCCUGGUUAUGACCCAAAUACACGCCAUUGUCUUUAUGGUUUGGAUGCAGAUCUAAUCAUGUUGGGUUUGGCUACUCAUGAAGUUCACUUCUCGAUACUCAGAGAGGUUGUAUUUACUCCAGGUCAGCAGGAUAAGUGUUUCCUUUGUGGUCAAAUGGGUCACUUAGCUGCAGAUUGCGAAGGAAAGGCAAAACGAAAAGCAGGAGAAUUUGAUGAGAAAGGCGAUGCUGAGGUCGUGGCAAAAAAACCUUUCCAGUUCCUCAACAUAUGGACUUUGCGGGAGUAUUUAGAAUAUGAUAUGAGAAUUCCGAAUCCUCCAUUUGAAAUUGAUCUCGAGCGGAUCAUUGAUGACUUCAUAUUUAUUUGUUUCUUUGUUGGCAAUGAUUUUCUCCCACAUAUGCCUACACUUGAGAUCCGUGAGGGUGCAAUAAACUUGUUGCUGGCUGUUUAUAAGAAGGAGUUUAAGUCUAUGGGAGGGUAUCUAACUGAUGGUAGUCAGCCAAAUCUUAGCAGGGUGGAGCAUUUUAUUCAGGCUGUGGGAUCGUAUGAAGAUAAGAUAUUCCAGAAAAGAGCUCGCUUACAUCAGAGACAAUCUGAGAGAAUCAAGCGUGAAAAGGCCCAGUUAAAAAGAGGAGAUGACUCCGCUCCUCAAGCUGAACCUGAAUCUUUGGUUCCAGUUGCUCGGUUUGGUGGUUCACGGCUUGCUUCAGGUCCUUCGCCUUCUCCCUAUCAACCGGGGGGAACUUCAAGACGUAACCAACUUCGGCAUGGCACAUCAAGUCUUUCCAUCCUUGACAUUCAGAGCGAGCACUCUGGGACUGUUGAUGAAAAAGGAUCUGUUGCUCGUGCCAAAAAAGUUGCACGUUUGAGUUCUGGGGCCACGAUAGGAGCUGCAAUUGUUGAAGCUGAGAAUAGCCUUGAAAUAGAAGUAUUAGAAAACAAAGAAGAGCUGAAAACAAAACUAAACAAGUUGAUCCGCGAGAAGAAUGACGUUUUUAAUUCAGAGCAUCCUGAGGAAGACAAGAUCAAACUGGGAGUGCCAGGGUGGAAGGAAAGGUAUUAUGAGGAAAAAUUUUCUGCGAGGACACCUGAGGAAAUGGAAGAAGUACGAAAGGACGUUGUCCUGAAAUACACAGAAGGGCUGUGCUGGGUUAUGCACUAUUAUUAUGAAGGUGUUUGUUCCUGGCAGUGGUUUUAUCCUUAUCAUUAUGCUCCUUUUGCUUCUGACCUCAAGGAUCUUGGGGAGUUGAAUAUCACCUUUGAACUAGGUUCUCCAUUCAAACCAUUCAAUCAGCUGUUAGGAGUUUUUCCUGCUGCCAGUGCACAUGCUCUUCCUUUACAGUACAGGCAAUUGAUGACAGACCCAAACUCGCCCAUUAUUGAUUUCUAUCCUACUGAUUUUGAGGUGGACAUGAAUGGGAAGCGCUUUUCAUGGCAGGGUAUUGCCAAGCUACCUUUCAUUGAUGAAGCCCGGCUUCUUGCAGAGGUUGCAAAAGUCGAACAUACCUUGACGGAGGAAGAAGCACGAAGAAAUAGUGUGAUGAAUGAUAUGCUUUUUGUAUCACUAUCUCACCCUUUAUCUCCAUACAUUUUUUCUCUUGAUGAUCGUUGUAAGCAGCUGACAGACUAUGAACGUGUUGAAGUCAAGGAGCGCUUGGACCCAAAAUCAAG